This is a messenger RNA of Carassius auratus (goldfish), 1445 nucleotides long. RefSeq lists its product as uncharacterized. Lineage: Eukaryota; Metazoa; Chordata; Actinopteri; Cypriniformes; Cyprinidae. The coding region runs from base 149 to 1183 and encodes 344 amino acids. The record is from RefSeq and is a predicted model, not a curated record. The transcript has 2 exons.
GCUGCUCCAUCACACUCCUGAACACUAACAUGACACUCCUGAACACUAACAUGACACUCCUGAACACAAACAUGACACUCCUGAACACAAACAUGACACUCCUGAACACUAACAUGACACUCCUGACAGAACACUCCUCAACACUAACAUGACACUCCUGAACACUAACAUGACACUCCUGAACACUAACAUGACACUCCUGAACACUAACAUCACACUCCUGAACACUAACAUGACACUCCUGGACACUAACAUGACACUCCUGAACACUAACAUCACACUCCUGAACACUAACAUCACACUCUUGAACACAAACAUCACACUCCUGAACACAAACAUGACACUCCUGAACACUAACAUGACACUCCUGAACACUAACAUGACACUCCUGAACACUAACAUCACACUCCUGAACACUAACAUCACACUCCUGAACACUAACAUGACACUCCUGAACACUAACAUCACACUCCUGAACACUAACAUGACACUCCUGAAAACAAACAUGACACUCCUGAACACUAACAUGACACUCCUGAACACUAACAUGACACUCCUGAACACUAACAUGACACUCCUGAACACAAACAUCACACUCCUGAACACAAACAUGACACUCCUGAACACUAACAUGACACUCCUGAACACUAACAUGACACUCCUGAACACUAACAUGACACUCCUGAACACUAACAUGGCACUCCUGAACACUAACAUGGCACUCCUGAACACUAACAUGGCACUCCUGAACACUAUCAUGGCACUCCUGAACACUAACAUCACACUCCUGAACACUAUCAUGACACUCCUGAACACUAUCAUGACACUCCUGAACACUAUCAUGACACUCCUGAACACUAACAUGACACUCCUGAACACUAUCAUGGCACUCCUGAACACUAUCAUCACACUCCUGAACACUAUCAUGACACUCCUGAACACUAUCAUGACACUCCUGAACACUAUCAUGACACUCCUGAACACAAACAUGACACUCCUGAACACUAACAUGACACUCCUGAACACUAACAUGACACUCCUGAACACUAACAUGACACUCCUGAACACUAUCAUGACACUCCUGAACACUAACAUGACACUCCUUCACCUUUUCUCCUCUUCUCCAGCUUGUUUCCUAAUCCAGUUGUCUUUUGAAACUAUUGUUAAAUCUUGGACAAAUUGAUUUUGGUCCUUUUUGCUGAGUGAUAAGUUAUUUUUGUAAGUUGUAAAUCUGGGCAGAGUCAGAUUUUGGCCAGUGAGGUGUGAGUGUGGGCGGAGUCUGACUUUGACCAGUGAGUGUGGGCGGAGUCUGACUUUGACCAGUGAGGUGUGAGUGUGGGUGGGGUCUGAUUUUGAACAGUGAGGUGUGAGUGUGGGCGGAGUCUGACUUUGACCAGUGAAAUGUGAGUGUGGGCGGAGCUAAGGCAGCCACCUCUUGCUGUGUU